This is a messenger RNA of Bursaphelenchus okinawaensis, 5152 nucleotides long. NCBI's taxonomy places the organism in Eukaryota, Metazoa, Nematoda, Chromadorea, Rhabditida, Aphelenchoididae. The record is from the annotation of a GenBank genome assembly.
AUGGUUGAUAUAAAAGGAAAACUGGCCAAAUUGGACGAGGUUUUGCCUAACAUUCUGCUUGAUAAGGUAGGUUUUUCUUUUUUAAUUUUUACUGUUUCCUACAGUAGAAGUAAGGGGUGAAGACUAACUUUUGUAUGAUGAAUUGCUUGGGGAUGUAAAAAGAGCAGUUUGUCAUAAAAACGUUUCGUUAAGAUUUUUGCCAUACAGGAGGUUUACUGUACCUUUAUUUGUCCUAGCUUUUCUCUUUUUUGUAACAGCCUAUUUGUAAGUUUAUCAAAGCCUUACCCCUUCUCUGCCUUACCCAAACCCACAUCUUUGUUUUUCGGUUCCUUAUACUGGUUAAUAUUUUACCUUGCUAUAGCCUUUUCUUACUAGGGAAUGUCACCAAAUAUCAGUAGUCUUACCUAAGUCCUACUCAAGUCGUACCAAGCCCUACUUUAACUGUAUUACUCAUACUUUAUUGCAAGCAUAUUCUACCAACAAAUUGAUUUUAUUUCUAGUCUUGUUUUGCCAUUUUUACCCUUUUUUGUACUUGCCAAAUUUUCAUCUUAUGGUAGUUUUGCCCUUUCUCUACCCUGGCUAUACUGGAGCCGUAUCUAAGCCUUACCUUCUUCUUUUGUCUUGUAGUUUCAAUUUAUUAUACCUCUUAUCGUCGUCUACCUUUACUCUUAUUUUACCCACUAAAGGUUUUAGUAUCAUCAUGCUAAGCUUUACCACAUUUUUUCAAAACCACUUUACGAUAUGUCUUAGCUAGCUAUAGUAACGGCCUGCUUAACAAUAAGAGCUAAACGUGCGUUUAUUUUACUGCGGGUCUAAAACGUUCAUUUUACCUUGACAAACGUAACUAUUAUACCUCUAUUUAUUAUACAAUGCAAUAACUUACAUACUAAAAAAGCCUGUACUCCCGUCAUAACACCCUCACCGUCGUACCGUAACAGCACGGUGCACAAAGACUGUUUUUGCAAACCGCAAAUGCUCGCAAUUAGACCAACAUGACGUAGAUUUCACUGUAGAGUAAGAAUUAGGUUGAAUUAUGCAUGGCAAGAACGGAAAGCGGUUGUUUAUACGACCAGUCUUCCUUAUUCAGGUGGGUUCCGAGAAGGCUUUCAUCUGUUUGGGAAUUAAUUGCAUUUGCACGAAGCUUCCAAUACACAGAGAUCGUCUUGUUGGGACGUACCUGCACGUACGUUUGGAUUGUAUUUACAAAUGCUUGUAUGCAAUGAAUGCUUAAAGUACAUGAUACAAAACUAGGUAAAGUAUACUUACCCUACCCCACCCUACCCUACCCUACCCUACCCUACCCUACCCUACCCUACCCUACCCUGCCCUACCCUACCCUACCCUACCCUACCCUACCCUACCCUACCCUACCCUACCCUACCCUACCCUACCCUACCCUACCCUACCCUCCCCUACCCUACCCUACCCUACCCUACCCUACCCUACCCUACCCUACCCUACCCUACCCUACCCUACCCUACCCUACCCUACCCUAUCCUACCCUACCCUACCCUACCCUACCCUCUUCCUUUGCCUUACCGUUACCCUACACUGCCUUACCCUACCUUAUAUUUCUUUACCCAAAAACAUGUUGUCUUACUGUAUGCCACCUUGCUCUAACCUACUCUAACCUACCUUAUCUUACCUUACUUAAACUUACUCAAUCUUAUUAUCUACCUUACCCUUUAUUGUAUAGAACCUAUUUACACAAUUUACAGUAUCACAAGAAGUCAAACAUUACUCCCACAGUUUUACAAAAUCUAUAGACAACAAACAUUAAGACUUAUCUAAUAUUUAUGGUAAAACAUGCGCAUAGUAUAUUAUAGUAACAGAUCAAAGUCUUAAUUUAGCAGUUUUUUGUAUUUUGAAAUUUUAAAACAAAAACCUUAAACAUUGUGUUUUGAAUUGAUACAUAAUUUAUAACGGCGCUUAAAAUACAUAAACAUAUAUACGUAUAUAGAUUAUGUAUAAAUUUAUAUGAAAAUCAAUUGAAAAUGCAAAAAUAUGCAAAGAAUUUAUAAAAAAAUGUGUAGGCUGAAGAAAUAAGUGACUUUUGUAAACAUAUUAGAAUAUAAAUUGAAAUGAUAAUACACAAAAUGUAAAUAACUCUAAGACAGAAAGAUAAAAACAGGCUAGUAUACAGGAAAUUACAAGAUGGCGGGUUCUUUAUGUGGGCAUCUAAUAUAAAUAUAAACCAUACCCUGAAAUCAUGCUUUAACCUAUCAUACUGUAACUUUAUUAUUUCUCUACAAUAGUUUUUACAGUAGCCAUAAUCUUACGUUAACUCUAGCCUAAAUAUAGUGCUUUCCCAGCCGUAUAAAAGCCCUGCCUUAACCUAGUCCUAUCUCAAUUCUACUCCACCCCUAUUUUAAACUUUAGUUCCUAUGUUAGCCUUAUUCUAGCACUGCCACGUUCAUAUCCUAAUCCUACCUCAGCAUUUGCAAGCUCUAUCUUAGCCUUCUUUGUUCUACGCUAACCUUAUCUUAACCAAAGAACUACUUUAAUUCUACUCUUUCAUAAAUAUAGCCGGACCUUAGCUUAGCAUUGGCGGUAUUCAAUUGCUGUUUUAGCUCUACCCUAGCCCUUUUCUAGCAAUGCCGUAGCCAUACACUAGCCUUGUUAUAGCCCUACCUUUACUUAGCACUACUUAUACCUGGCCCUACACUAGCCUUACCUUGGUUCUACUAUAGCCUUGCUAUAGACCCAUCUAAUUGUUACUUUAGCCACAUCUAUCCUUUGGUUUUUACGGCAAUAUGGCUUAAAACAAAACUUACCUUACUUUAACCUACCCUUUUUCAAAAAGCCUAAUAUUUACUAUAAUUUCACAGAAAUCCAGACCUAUCACAUUAGUUUAACAUUACUGUUCCAGAACGAUCAGCACGUAUUCCGCCAGUACUACGAACAAUUUUUGAGUGUCAACUCUUUAGUUGACUGGGACCAACUUACUCUUUUUGACAAAGAAAAAUAUCAAGUUGAGUAUGACAAUCUACCAGAGUUUGACAUAAAUCCAGCUCAAGAGAUUCUGAAGCGUGUAGCUGUUAUCAAAUUGAAUGGUGGCUUAGGAACCACCAUGGGAUGUUCUGGACCAAAAUCCUUGAUCAAAAUCAGAGAUGGCUUGACGUUUUUGGAAUUUGCUAUUCGACAAAAUGAGGUAAUUUCAAUUUUUUUAAAUUUUUUUAUUUUUUAUUUGAUUUAGGAAUCGAUAAAUUUUGUGACAUUUCGUCAUUUUCCAAUAAAAAAUGUGGCAUUUCAUUCUACAAAAAAAAUAUAAAAAUGUAAAAUACGCAUUAUAUUAAUAUAAAAUUUUAUUUUUUGUUAAAUUUUACAAUUUUUGCACAUCUUUUCAAAAUUCAAUAAUUUUUGUGGCAUUUCGUCAGCCAUCUAAAAGCAGUCUAUAAUCGGUACUCGCAAUAAAAAAAUUUUUAGAUCUUAAACAAGCAUUAUAACAGCACGGUACCUCUGAUUUUGAUGAAUUCAUAUAGAACAGAAGCAGAAACAAAAGUCUGGCUACAAGAACACAAGUUCGAAGACAAGGUGAAGAUGUUCAAUCAAUCCAGGUGCCCCAGAAUUUACGCUGACACUUUAUUGCCCGUUCCUAAUUCUCCUGGUGACAAAGAGGAUGAAGGGUGUGUUUAUUUAUCUUUUUUAGCAAAUUUUUUAAUGUUUAACGAAAUGUCAAAAAAUUAUUGGAAAAUUAGAUGAAAUGUCACAAAUUUAUUGAUUUUUAAGUUGUGCCAAAAAUGUCAUUUUCAAUGCAUUAGAGUAAUAUUUUUUAAUUUUUUUCGUUUUUGCAAAAAAUAUUUAAAUUUGACGAAAUUUCACAAAAUUUAUCGGUUUUUCUAUUCUUUGACAAGUUUUUAAAACAUAGUUUUAGAUGGUAUCCCCCCAGGUCAUGGCAACGUAUUUGCCGCUCUUAACAAUACUGGAUUGUCAGAUCAACUCCUAUCAGAAGGUCGUGAUAUUAUCUUUGUUUCUAAUAUUGACAACACGGCAGCUACUGUAGAUGUAAAAAUAGCUUCAGUAAUUGCAAGAGACGAUGUUGAGUAUGUUAUGGAGAAUACCAACAAAACUCAACAAGACAUCAAAGGUGGUACUUUGAUUCAAUACGAAGGUACAAUCAAGCACUUGGAGCUUCCUCACGUUCCUCAUCACAAGGUUGAUGAAUUUUGUUCUUUGAACACGUUUAAGUAAGUGUAAAGGGGUCGUUUUGGUGAAAACUAGAAGCUUAGGCUUUUUGAUACAUUUCUAAAGAUCAUGCAAAGCAUAAUUUGAUAAAGAAAGUACAGUAAAAUAACAUUUUAGGACGUUCAACACCAAUAACAUAUGGGUCGAUCUGAAAGCUGUCAAACGAAUGUUGGAAACCAUGAGACUUGAAGUCUUACCUAACAAAAAGGUAUGUUUUUAUAGCCGUUCCUUGCCUUGCCUUGCCUUGCCUUGCCUUGCCUUGCCUUGCCUUGCCUUGCCUUGCCUUGCCUUGCCUUGCCUUGCCUUGCCUUGCCUUGCCUUGGCUUGCCUUGCCUUGCCUUGCCUUGCCUUGCCUUGCCUUGCCUUGCCUUGCCUUGCCUUGCCUUAUCCUAUCUUACCGUACUCUAUACCUUACCCUGCUUUACCAAAACUUCCCGUAAAAAACCUUGUUCUACCCUACUCAAGCCUUGUUUUACCCUACCCUAACUUUCCUUUACCAUAUUCGACUUUAUCCUUUUUCAAAACAUUUAAACUUCAGAAGCUCUCAACCGGCGAAGCUGUAAUUCAGCUAGAAAGUGCGAUCGGCGGAGCCAUUCGCAACUUCGAGUUAGCCAAAGUCGUUCACGUCCCACGUCGUCGUUUUCUACCAGUCAAGAAAACUCAAGACUUGUUGGUAAUCAUGUCAAACGCUUUCAUCGUCGACAAGACUGGAGUACUGGUACUGAAUCCAAAGAGGACUAUCAAAACAGCACCUGUUGUUCACUUGAGUACCAAUUAUGAUGCGAUUUCAACAUUCUUUGACCAUUUUGAUGCCAUCCCUGAUUUGUUCGAAUGUGAAAGUUUGAAAGUUGAUGGAGAUGUUAGAUUUGGCAAGAAGAUUGUGGUUAAGGGCAAUGUUAAGGUCUUUGCCAAAGGAAAGGCCAAGAUAGAAGAUGACACAGUAUUGGAAGGAGAUAUUGAACUUUAA